AUAAGGGAAAAUUCCCUAUAGAGAGAGUAUCUUAAAUCUGAUUAGUGUUAUUAAUUAUUGAACAACUGAGAUUCAGUUUUGAGUUCCUCACACAAGAAAAAGCAAUAAAAUUGCAGAGAAUUAAUUUUUUUAAUUGUGCAAUAGGUGUGCAAAUAUGGCAAAUAUUGUUCUUUAAUUAUUUUAUACUUUGCGCAUUGCUGUAGUAAUAAGAUACACAUUUGACUAGUUUUGUGAUACAGCAUAACAUUUCUUAUUUGAAGGCUGCUGAGUUUUUAGGCAAAAUGCUUUUGAAAGUUAUGAAAAUAUUUCCGACGAUUGAAAUUUUGUGAAAGACGUGUCAUGUUAUACAACAACAGAUCUUCUGUUGCUUUUCCUUCCGGGACUGUACUCUUCCAAGUCCUCUGGCAAACUGUUCAUUGCACUGUAAUCCACUGGAAACACAACUUCCUCACACGGUCGCGCUGCUUCACCGAAAGGCCCGAACACAAACUGGCCAGGUCCGUUGGGGUUGCGUCCGAGGAGGAAGUUCGCAAACACCAAUUUGUCCAAGAGCCUCGUCAACUUUCCUCGAGUCGAAACCCAAAAAUGAAGUGUAAAAGAAGCGCAGCUCCUCCUUUGACACCACUCCACUUGCUAUUGGGACAAUGAGGAAAUCAUGAAAUGGAAAGGGCUUUCGUUGUCGAGGUCCGGAGUAUGCAGCGAGAGCAUAAACGCCUCCAGCAAGCCGAUGACCACCUCUCUUAGCGUGCACGCCUGCGGCCCAUGCUCCUUCCAGCCGGCAAACUGGAUCAGCCGCUAGUUUCCCGAUGAAGCGGGAGGACAUGUGCCGCAAAUGGGCCGACGCGAUCGGCCGCCUCGACUGGUUCCCCACGAAGAACAGUUUCGUGUGCAGCGAGCACUUCUUGCCCGAGGACUACCAAACCAAGCCGGGCAAACUCAAGCACUUCCUCAAGGAGGGGGUGGUGCCCAGCAUUUUCAACCCGACGGCCAGACGCGGCCGCCCCAUGAUGCCCAUGUCUGACGCCAGCCCGAUGAAAGUGCCGUUCGUCUCGCCCCAGCAAAUUCAGCAGAUGAGCUAUGCAAAUGAAGGGCCUGACCUAAGUGAGAUCAUCUCUCCAAACAUCACAGUGACGCGAUCUCCCUCUAAACUGGAAGCCCUGCUGCCGGGCGGCGUCUCCAUUGUCCCUGUGAAAAAGAAGUCCUUAAAGCGCGACUCGCGCAGUCCGAUUCUGUACGAGGAGCCGCGCAAGAUGGCCAAGUUGUCGCUGCCGAACGCCCUGAACGGCUCCGUGGUGAUCACGACGAGCAAUGGCAAACCUGUUCCUAAGCUGCGGCCGAUCCUUCCACCGAGUAACGGCCACUCGUCCAAUGAUGAGUACGACGAGCCCUUGGACGUCAGCCAGUUUCUCUCCAUCAGCAUGCAGCCCGAGGACGAAAGGGUCAAGGUCAAAAGCGAGAGUAUGGUUGUAACGGCAGUGCCGCAAGAUCUCCAGCAAAGGAUCAGCCCCUCCGUCGAAAGUCUGCAGCGCAGAAACGCGGCCCUGCACGCCGAGCUGAAAAAGAGGGACGGCAUCAUCAAGGACCUGCGACUGCGGCUCUCCGCGCUCAACAACAACGUCGAUUCAACGGUCAUCGAGUUCCUUAAACGUUACUUCGACAACACUGCCUUUCAGAUCAUCGACAAUCACAUUCGCAACAAAAAGGCCAACUCGUACGCUCUUGACUGCUACUCGGAGGUCAUCAUGAAGUUCGCCGCCAACCUGUACAAGAGUUCUCCGAGGGCGUACCUGCUGGUGCGCCAACACCUGGACCUGCCCCCACCCACAUAUCUGCACAAGUGCAACUUGGUGCCCGAGCUGAACGGCGAGCAGGCCGAGUUGUCGUCCGGCUCCAACGAGUACUACGAGGACGACAUCUACCAGGAGACGGCGGUGCCCGAGCACCUGCCUGAGAAGAAUGACCUGCCUCCGCAGUCCAUCUCGGACAAGAACAUCAAGGACUUCCGUCAGUUCAACAUCAUCAUGGAGCAUGACUAAAGAAGAAGUGACUUAGAGACAAACACAAGUGCCUGAGCUCAAGCAGUGUCUUUGCAGCCGGUAUCAAGUACCAAAGCAUUAAUUAAUUUAUUUACUUCUCUCGUUAGGUACGGGUACCUCUUUCACACACACCAAAAUUUUAUCUUUCAAAUUAGCCGUGUGCUCGAACCGAAGCACCCUAUUUUUUAAUUAAGAAACAUUCAUGCAAUAAUUCAAGCAGGGUUUGACAGAGAAUGCAGUGAAUCGAUCGGUGAUAAUGUUUAUGAAAAUAAUUUUGGACUGCUUAUGUGAAAUGCCAAAAUCGUUCUUCUUGCUCUCUCGAAUACUCAUUUCAUCGAAUUCACCAACGUCAGUAAUGCAUAAUUUUGUUUAGCAAUAGACGCAAUAUUUUUUAUUCUUGUAGGUUGCAUUUCUUUGAACCACCACUAUCUUAACAUGCACGCAAUUAUUUAGUCAGGAGACUUUCUUUUAUUUUACGAACAGUUGAAACUAAUUUAAAAAAUAAAGGAAAAAUGAACAAUGUGCGUAAAUUUGUAAUAUGCCUGUACAAGAGUGGCAUCUGCUUUAACCACAUCCUAAUAUUUUGGAAUUUAGCCGUAUUUGAACAAAUCAAAUUCACAUUGAGAAGCAAUCUAGACUGAUUAAAAUAAAUUUAUACAACAAAAAGUGUCGAAAGCAGUUUUUACUGACAUAAUGUGCUUGCCCUUUUGCAAUUAUUAAAAAGAGCUACCAUUUUGAUAGAAAUGAAAGUAAUUUGUAUUAUAAAUACAGGUAGAAUUUUUGGAUUUUGCAAGAGCCGCAAGAAAGGCUUUAUAUAUCAAGUAUUUUGAAAUAUACAGCGUAGAAUAUUGUAUAUUUGCAAUAAAAUUUGUCCUUAUUAAGCAAGUA
Molecule: messenger RNA, 2924 nt
Organism: Neocloeon triangulifer
Lineage: Eukaryota; Metazoa; Arthropoda; Insecta; Ephemeroptera; Baetidae
Product: THAP domain-containing protein 5-like
Exons: 6
Coding region: 807-2036 (409 amino acids)
Source: RefSeq, a predicted model, not a curated record